Molecule: messenger RNA, 1732 nt
Organism: Branchiostoma floridae (Florida lancelet)
Lineage: Eukaryota; Metazoa; Chordata; Leptocardii; Amphioxiformes; Branchiostomatidae
Product: titin-like
Exons: 8
Coding region: 3-1640 (545 amino acids)
Biological process (GO): signal transduction
Molecular function (GO): protein binding
Source: RefSeq, a predicted model, not a curated record
UCAUGGCUGGACCUGGACGAAACUCGCGGAUGGAUUUACGUUCAGCUGACCAGAGGCGGCUACGCCAGUCGCCUACAGAAAGCCCAGAAAGACAUACUGCACAGACGAAAGGCAAGCGGGCAAGGGCAACUACUAAUGAGCAAACUACUGUCAGCAAAAGAACAAAAACUAGCGACCUACAGAAGGCGUUUAAGACCGUCGAGGAGAAGAUGCACUACAAAUGGGAAGAGCUGGGAAAUAGAUUGGACCUGGCGUAUAACUACAUCCAGGGGAUAAGACUCAAACACAGAGAAGAUCCGGCAAAGUGUUGCAGAGCAAUGCUCGAGCAGUGGCGCGGUGCGAAUGGCAAGGACGCAACUCUGGAGAUGUUGUGCAAGGCUAUUCGAGAAUGUAACUGUGUACACGUCGCAGAACAGAUAGAAGGUGCUGACGGUGAUUUGAGAUACUCUGGUCAGCCGGAUGCACCUGAAGAUGUCGAGGUGGUGAAAACAACCGAGUCUUGGAUAAAGAUAAAGUGGGCGCCACCUGCUACUUGUGAAGAUGGACUCAUGAUGGGCUACAUGGUAGAGUACAGUGUGGCCGGAUCUCGUGUUUGGACAAUAGCGCAUGAACAACACUGCCUGUCUAACGACACACGAGAAUUCGAGGUCGGUCAUCUAACGAAGAAUAAGCAGUACCACUUCCGUGUAAGCACUGUUAAUCGCAAUGGUGCAAAGAGUGAACCGGCGUACUCAGCUUGGGGAAUCGCCAAAACACAAGGAAAGCCUGGCACGCCUCGUAACCUGCGCGUCAUAGAUGUCGACAGGGUCGAGGGCACUGUGUCGUUGGAAUGGCUAAAACCAGAAGACAAUGGCGGCUAUCGCAUCUCUUCCUACAUUGUCGAGAAAUCCUACCGUAGGCCAUGGGAGGUGUGGGAUACGUGCAUCCAAGUAUCAGGGCAGCAGUGUAGAGUCAAGCAAAUCAGACCCAUCGAAGGCCACCGAUUCCGAGUGUCUGCAAGAAACAGUAAAGGCUACCAGAGCGAUCCCUCUGACAUGGUUGACCCCGAGCUUCGCGUACGAGUGGAUGUGGCAGGCGCUCAUCACAACAGAGAGGCCGCCCAAGACGCUCUUUGGGAAGGAGCUUUUGGCAAUCAGGGGUUAAAAGGGAAGACAGUGGAGAAAGGAAGCAUAAUCUACGUGUACAGCUGCAAGGACAUUGGUGGUUUGAGAGAAGUCUGGGACAUGUAUUGCCGUGGAGAAGUGCGUCAAUACUUCCAGAAGCUACUUGUGACUGAGCAAGUUCUUCGUGCUUGUGGCGCAAGUAAAGUCGAGCUUGAAGUCACCAUUGAUCCAAAAGACGUCCGUUCCUGUUGCAUACAUCUCCUGCUGACACGUCCAAGCCCCCAUGGCUACAGAGUGUUGAAAACUCCAACCGACGAUGACUUCGCACUGAUGAAAGAAAUCGACGCAACGAUUACAGAUUCAUCGUCUGUGAUUGCGCUUGGUGAACUCCGGAGGAAAAGGCGGCCUUCAGCCACGGGAAGCCUGGGUCUGGAGACAUGUACAACCUUUUCUUCCAAAUUAGCAGGCGCAGCUUUAAUGUUUGGUAUGCACCACUACAGUACUACCAGGGCAUCUAAAACAGAAAUUGGUGACUGAAAUUGUCCAACAAAGAAAUGUCGUAUGUAUGAUAAACCAAUCUGAUUAAUCAUAAAGAAAUACGAAAACUAAGGUGUUCAUAAAAGCGGACA